UGGAAGCCUUUCCUUGUAGACAAAUGGCGUCUCUUCAGCGAGCAGCAGCUGAUUCCCCACCGAGAACGGCAGCAGGAAUUGAGGGGAGGUAAACACGCCGCCCCCGGAUUUCCUUGCUGUAGGAUUGUCCGUUGUUUUCUGACGGCUGGACGUCGCUUUCUUCCUCCCCGGAAAUCGAGAGUUUGGAGCCUCCGCGGUGUGAAAACAACCCCCUUCCCCGCCGGAGAGGAGAGGGUCAGCUGCAGCCCGGACUCCCCUCCCCGCUGCUUCUGCUUGUUUUCGGAGGUUGUUGCUCCUCGUCAGGGCCCGGACUCAGAUACGUGAAGAUGGGCAUCACCCCUCCGCGGCUGCUCUCCCCCUCCGCCUGACUGACUGACUGACGGCUCGGCGGCGUUAAUCCAAUUCAGGAGAUCAUCUUUUCAACCCUCCUGAGGUCAAACUAUUGAGACCAGCUUUGUGGAGGUGAAGAUGACCACAGCACGGUACCGGCCCACCUGGGAGUUGGCCGUUGACCCCCUGGUUUCCUGUAAACUGUGCCUUGGAGAGUUUCCACUGGAGCAGAUGACCACCAUCACGCAGUGCCAAUGUGUCUUCUGCACACUGUGCCUGAAGCAGUAUGUGGAGCUCCUGAUUAAAGAAGGCCUUGAAACUGCAAUUAGCUGUCCUGACUCUGCCUGCCCUAAAAGAGGACAUUUGCAGGAAAAUGAGAUCGAGUGCAUGGUGGCGACGGAGAUGAUGCAGAGGUACAAGAAGCUUCAGUUCGAGCGCGAGGUUCUGUUGGACCCGUGCAGGACGUGGUGCCCGUCCUCCAGCUGCCAGGCCGUCUGCCAGCUGAAGGAAACCGACUCCCCGGCUCUGCCUCAGCUGGUCCAGUGCGCCGUCUGCGCCCUGGAGUUCUGCUCUGCCUGCAAGGCCGCCUGGCACCCGGGGCAGGCCUGCCAGGAGAGCAACCCGCCCAUCGCCUCCUUCCUUCCCGGGGAAAACAGCUCUUUCUACAAGAACGAAGAGGACGACGCCCCCAUCAAGCGCUGCCCCAAGUGUAAAGUCUACAUCGAGAGAGACGAGGGCUGCGCCCAGAUGAUGUGCAAGAACUGCAAACACGCCUUCUGCUGGUACUGCCUGGAGUCCUUGGAUGACGACUUCCUGCUGAUCCACUAUGACAAAGGGCCGUGCCGGAACAAACUGGGCCACUCCAGGGCGUCGGUGAUCUGGCACAGAACACAGGUUGUGGGGAUCUUCGCCGGGUUCGGCCUGCUCCUGCUGGUCGCCUCGCCCUUCCUCCUGCUGGCCACGCCCAUCGUCCUCUGCUGCAAGUGCAAAUGCAGCAAAGGCGACGACGACCCGCUGCCGACCUAAACGCCCCGCAGCGACACGUCGCAUCUUCUUCCCGUCGAGUUUCACCACUUUUCCAUUCUGUUUUCCUCCCACCAGCUUUGAGAGAGCUUCAUUUUUCCGAGCUGGGCCUGAAGCAGCCGCCGCUCUGCAUGAGGAGGACAGAAAAGACGACGUUCCUCCGCUGAGACGUUGGGAAAACUUUGGACGGUUUGGGAAUGCAAAGAACGUCUGCUCUUCUUUUCUUUUUUUUUUUUGGUGUUGUAAUUAUUUUGGGUGGAUGUGAACAUUUCCUGGUCUGCUGAACGGACGCCUUCGCCGCCCGUAGAAGGACUUCUACCUUUUUGCUCUGUAAACACUAAAGCUCUCCCUCACUGCAGCGGUGUCCAAACGGUUCGGCAGGGGGCCAGAAACGGCACGUUGGAAAUACUUCUUAGUAUUUUUGUAUUUCAUUAUUAUUGCAAAAAAUAUCUUACGUGUUUUUUUCUGAUAGGCAGUAAAGUCAACAUGAUAGCAGUCAGAUUUUUAAAUUACUGUAUAUUAAAAAUAUAAAAUGGUUUUGCAGGUUUGAAAGAUAAAAAAAAACAUUAUUCUACAUUUUUCAAGUUGAUAUUUUUCUACAUUUUUUUGUUGUUUUCAAGGUAACAAAUUUUCCCAGAAGUUAUUACAAUAAACGACAAUUAUGAUAUUAAUGAUGAAUUGUUUACCUAUCUAAGGAAGCCAUUUUUAUUUUAAAAUAAAAGAAACUUCAGUUAAAAUUAUCACCUGUAAUCAAGGAUUAAAUUUAUUAAAAUUCUAAAAUACUUUAUGAAAUAUUAUUAGAUUUUGCUGGACGAUAAAUUGUCCCAGAAGUUAUUGUGAUAAAUGAUAAUAUCGUUGCUUUGAGACCA
Messenger RNA from Xiphophorus hellerii (green swordtail), 2222 nucleotides. RefSeq names its product ring finger protein 144aa (gene rnf144aa). NCBI's taxonomy places the organism in Eukaryota, Metazoa, Chordata, Actinopteri, Cyprinodontiformes, Poeciliidae. The record is from RefSeq and is a predicted model, not a curated record. The transcript has 8 exons. Gene Ontology annotation, molecular function: zinc ion binding; ubiquitin-protein transferase activity. Gene Ontology annotation, biological process: protein ubiquitination. Bases 469 to 1356 code for a protein of 295 amino acids.